Molecule: messenger RNA, 1975 nt
Organism: Zychaea mexicana
Lineage: Eukaryota; Fungi; Mucoromycota; Mucoromycetes; Mucorales; Lichtheimiaceae
Product: 6-phosphogluconate dehydrogenase, decarboxylating
Exons: 5
Coding region: 458-1915 (485 amino acids)
Biological process (GO): pentose-phosphate shunt; pentose-phosphate shunt, oxidative branch
Cellular component (GO): cytosol
Molecular function (GO): NADP binding; phosphogluconate dehydrogenase (decarboxylating) activity
Source: RefSeq, a predicted model, not a curated record
GUGUCCUGUGUAUAACAACCCGGUUUUCUGCUUUUUUUUCUUUUCAGAUAUCAUCCUCAUAGCUGCAUAACCUACAAUUGUUACAUUUUACAGACUAUAGCUCAUACAUCGAUAUUAUAUCCUUUUCACUUACGAAUUGGGCUUGCAGAACCCAAGUUACCAGCAGUGAUUGAUAGCAAGCGAUGAAACAAAUUAAAGUGGUAGUGAUAGGGUGUCGCUCCGCGAUGCAUACGCAAAGCAAAGAUUCUAUUGUUCCGAAUAUAUCCCAUGGCAAUAAAAAAGUGCUAGUGCGAUGUGGAAUGCAAUCCUUACAUCAGGGAUAAUUUACACCGCUCAAAUGCAUGGGUUUUGGACGUAAUGCAGGCAGCAUUUUCCUGAACCCUCGUCACUACCAAAAAGUUACUAUUACCACGUCUCUUUUCUUUCUUCUCACAACAACGAAAAAGUUAUAAUUAUCAUGUCAGAAGCAGUUGCAGAUAUCGGUCUAAUUGGCUUGGCCGUCAUGGGCCAAAACUUGAUCUUGAAUAUGAACGACCAUGGAUUCAAGGUGUGUGCAUUUAACCGCACUGUAUCCAAGGUUGAUCACUUUUUGGAAAACGAAGCUAAAGGAACAAACGUUAUUGGUGCACACAAUGUUGAAGAGUUAUGCUCCAAACUCAAGCGACCACGAAAAAUCAUGUUGCUUGUAAAGGCUGGCUCAGCUGUCGAUGCUUUCAUUGAGACACUGUUGCCACAUUUGGAGCCAGGUGAUAUCAUCAUUGACGGUGGCAACUCGCAUUUCCCCGACACCAACCGUCGCUGCAAAGAGCUCGAAAAGAAGGGAAUUUUGUUUGUUGGUUCGGGUGUUUCAGGUGGCGAGGAAGGUGCUCGUCAUGGCCCUUCCUUGAUGCCUGGUGGUCAUCCCAAAGCAUGGCCCGAAAUCAAGUCUAUUUUCCAAGCUAUUGCUGCCAAGGCUCCCGAUGGUCAACCCUGCUGCGACUGGGUCGGUGAAGAUGGCGCCGGCCAUUACGUCAAGAUGGUUCACAACGGCAUUGAAUACGGUGAUAUGCAAUUGAUUUCCGAAGUCUACCACAUUCUGAAGGAGGGUCUUGGAAUCAAUGAUGACGAGAUGGCCGAUAUCUUUGAUGGCUGGAACAAGGAAGAACUCGACUCAUUUUUGAUUGAAAUCACCCGUGAUGUGCUGCGAUUCAAGGACACCGAUGGCUCCCCCUUGGUGGAAAAGAUCAUGGACAGGGCUGGCCAAAAAGGCACUGGCAAAUGGACCGCCAUCGACUCGCUUGACCGUGGUAUUCCUGUCACAUUGAUCGGCGAAGCUGUCUACUCUCGAUGUCUGUCGUCGCUCAAGGAAGAACGCACCCGUGCUUCCAAGAUCCUCAAGGGUCCUACCAACGUCAAGUUCCAGGGUGACAAGCAAAACUUUGUCAAGCAGCUCGGCAGUGCGCUCUAUGCGUCCAAGAUCGUCUCGUACGCUCAAGGUUUCAUGCUGAUGCGCCAAGCUGCUCAAGAAUUUGGCUGGAACUUGAACUAUGCCGGUAUUGCCUUGAUGUGGCGCGGUGGCUGCAUCAUCCGAUCCGUCUUUCUGGGCCAGAUUAAGGAUGCAUACACGAACAAUCCCAAGCUUGAAAAUUUGCUGUUUGAUCCGUUCUUCCAGGAAGCGUCUGCAAAGGCGCAAGACGCUUGGCGUGCAGUUGUUGGCACUGCCGCCACUUUGGGUAUUCCAACACCAGCUCAUUCUACUGCUUUGAGCUUCUACGAUGGCUUGCGACAUGAGCGUCUUCCUGCCAACAUGAUCCAGGCCCAGCGUGAUUACUUUGGUGCUCAUACCUAUGAGCUUCUUCAUGAGCCUGGAAAGUAUGUCCACACCAACUGGACUGGCACUGGCGGCAAUGUUUCCGCCUCCACUUACCAAGCUUAAAAAAUGAGAAUGAUAAAACACACUCUUGCAAAUUCAUUUUUCAAUAAAGUUAAAAACGAU